Messenger RNA from Bipolaris maydis ATCC 48331, 940 nucleotides. RefSeq lists its product as uncharacterized. The record is from RefSeq and is a predicted model, not a curated record. NCBI's taxonomy places the organism in Eukaryota, Fungi, Ascomycota, Dothideomycetes, Pleosporales, Pleosporaceae. Gene Ontology annotation, cellular component: mitochondrion. Gene Ontology annotation, molecular function: acetylpyruvate hydrolase activity.
GCCGGGUGAGUGCUUUACCGAAGUCGCGCAACGUCUUUCCUAGCUACUUCAUCACGUCGCUUGCUUGAGCUUUGCCGAUAACCCUCUGGUUUGACCACAUUGUUCUUAGUACAGUCAUUUUGGAUACCAAUUGGUUAGCAUGGCUAGUAUACAAGCUAUUCGGGCUAAUUGCCGUAAGGUAAUGUGUAUAGGCAGAAAUUAUGCCGAUCACAUCAAGGAGCUCUCGAGUGCAACUCCCAAGCAACCCUUCUUCUUUCUCAAGCCCCCAUCGUCUAUACUGCUUCCUGGCGCGGGGCCUGUGCUACGACCUUGGGGUGUGAUCAUGCACUACGAGGUUGAGCUAGGCCUCGUCAUGGGCAAGACAGUUCGGGAUCUCCACCCAGAGGACACCAAAGGCGCUAUAGAUGCCAUUGAAGGUUACAUUCUCGCUAUUGAUAUGACGGCGCGCAAUGUGCAAGACGAAGCCAAGAAGAAAGGUCUCCCCUGGUCCAUCGCCAAAGGCUUUGAUACCUUCAUGCCUAUCAGUAACUUCAUCGCCAAGAACCGGAUUCCAAAUCCCCAGAAUGCCCAUCUUUGGCUUACUGUCAAUAACGAGAUGAAGCAGUCUGACAACACCGAACUCAUGCUUUUCCGCAUUCCGCGACAGCUAAGCGACAUUAGUAGAGUAAUGACGCUAGAGAAAGGCGACAUUGUCCUUACGGGUACGCCAAAAGGUGUAGGUCCAGUAAAGACUGGUGAUAUCAUGCGUGCGGGUCUUAAAGUUGAUGGAAAGGAUAUCGAAGAGGCCAACAUGGAAGUUCCAGUUGCAGAUAGAGAGGGUAUAUAUGAGUUCAAGGAGACAUAAGGUAACGCGUAGCCUGCUCCGUAGUGUCACAUGCACAAAUCCCAGAGGUCACGAGCGCCCUAGAGACCUCUGGAGAUAUCAAGACCUUGCAUAUCU